This is a messenger RNA of Drosophila nasuta, 9136 nucleotides long. RefSeq names its product synaptotagmin binding cytoplasmic RNA interacting protein (gene Syp). NCBI's taxonomy places the organism in Eukaryota, Metazoa, Arthropoda, Insecta, Diptera, Drosophilidae. Gene Ontology annotation, molecular function: RNA binding. The transcript is spliced from 13 exons. The record is from RefSeq and is a predicted model, not a curated record. The coding region runs from base 2266 to 4449 and encodes 727 amino acids.
GACGCGCAAAAAGACCAUGCGAAAAAUUCGCUGUAACAAAUCUGGAACUUUUUACACAAACGGUUGAAAAAUAUCACAUCGAGCAAAAAUCUCCUUACAAAAUAUUUAGUAAAAUUCUCUAUUUGAAAUUUCAACGUCAACAACACACUUUGGAUGCAAUAAAAUUUAAUUUCGAGAAAAAUAAGUAAAAGAACGGAGUCCGCGCAUACGCCUCAUUGGAUAAUAAACAAAUUGCAACGGCAACUGCAACUGCAACAACAACAAUAGCAAGGAAAAACCCCAUCACACACACAUACACAUACGAAACAAAAAGAAAAUAACCCAAUAUACCGAAAUUCCAUUUUGUUAGUGUUUUAAAAGAUUUUUCAUAGUGUUUUUAAGUGCAACAUAUAUUUGCCAGUUUUUGUUUAAGUUUUUCUUUAUUUGCAACUCUGUAUAAAAAAAGGGUAAAUCUAUUAUAAUAAAUCUAUUCAAUACGUAUACAUUAUUAAAACGGAAAGUGUUAACGAGGAACACACUAAGCUAAAUACGCUUUUUUAACGAUAAAUUAUCUAUAGAAAAUAAUAACAAUAAUAAUAACAGAAAAUAUAAAUAAUAAUAAAAACGAAUAAUACGUUUCUAUGGGCACGAGAAGCGCAUAAAAAUGCAGCGCCAUGUUUGGAAAUGCAUUAAAAUUAAAUAUAAAAUGUAUAAAUUGCUAACAAGUGAAACAAAUACAACCUGAAAAGCAGAAAAACACAAAAAACAACAAUAAGAAACAAAAGAAAACUAAAGUGAGAGACGAGACUAUUUAGUUAAAUUCUCUAAAGUGUUUGGUGCAACAAAUAAUGAUCAUAAAGUGAGCAACGGAUAAUAAAAUAAAUAAUUAAGAUUAUAUAAUACAAGAAAUACAUUGAACAACAACGACUGCGUUUUGUAACUCUUCAAUACACAUACAAUACAACAUAUUAAAGAUCGGAUUGAUCGGAUUAUUAAAUUGGAUUUGGCCCCCGUCUCUACGUCGUUCGUCAGCUGUAGGAUCUUACAACAGCUUUUGUCCCGUACCCCUCUCUUAAUUCGCCCCUGUAAAACGCAGUCAGCAAAAUUCGAAUAAAAAAAGAAAGGAAAUUCAAAUCAAAAUUGAAAAAUAAACCAAUUGCAAUCACUUUUACAAUUGCAAACUGCAACGUGUGCCUCAAAACCUCGAAAGCUACAAAGACAAGCUUUAAUCGAAAGCUCUUCAUAAACCAGCAUUUACGUAACUUGAGAUAAUUGAUGCAAUUACCUACUAUACAAACAUAAACACUUACGUAGAUAUAGUCAAGGAAAAAAAGCUUGUAAACCGAGCUGGACCACAGUGUAAUCGAUUGACGAUCGCCGCAGCGCGUUUCAAAGCUCCAAAAGCUAGAGAGAGCAACGCACUGCAGUCUGCAGUUAGCGGCAGCAGCAAAAAAGAGAGCGGGAGAGAGCACAAGAGUGCAACAGGCAGCAGCAGCAGCAGCAGCGACUGCAGUAGUAGCAGCCGAGGUGUGCUUCGUAACUUGUUCGGCCGGCAUUCGGACGACGCUUCGUGCACUUCCUGCGUCGCGCAGCCCCCAGCAACAACGAAAGCCAACUGAGCGACAAUCAACGAGAUCAGUUCGUUGGCGAAUGCAACGCUGAUUGCAAUUGACGCUGGCCUGCAUUCUUCGGCGAAAAGUGAAAGAGAGACAGAGAGACACACUUGAGCGAGGGAGAGAGCCAGAGAAGUGUGUUUGCGUGUGUCAGUGUCUGUAUGCAUGUCUCCUCUUUAACACUGACUGAGAUCAUCAUCAUCAUCACUCACGCUCUACUGUACGCCGGUCACUCAGCAUCGCCGCCGCUGCAAUUCAGCACCGCACCUCGCGACCCCCUCUAAAAUAAAAUACUAUAUAGAAACGACUUUUUUGCGGUUCGUUGCGUGCAAAAUAAAAAAGUACUACAAAAUAUUUUGAAAUAGAAAACUUGAAGAAAAAAACACGUAGACAACAUUACAUUUGAUAUCUCGUAAGCAUUUGAAUACUACAAGUAAACGAAGUGUAAACGUUGAAAAUAAGUGAAGUGAAAAAAAUACAACAAAAUACUAAAUAAUAAUCAUAAUAAUAAUACCUAUAUACAUUAUAUAUACACAUACAUAUUACCAACCAACGUAAGGCAGUUACUCGGAUUAAUUAUCUACACCUGCUGCAGCCAAUUGGAUACAAUACUCAUUUGGAUACUCAACCACACCUCAGCAUCAGCAGCGACUCAGCUACUGCUCCAAUUCGCAUGAAAAUGGCGGAAGGCAAUGGCGAAUUAUUAGAUGACAUUAACCAGAAAGCCGAUGACCGUGGCGAUGGCGAACGUACAGAGGAUUAUCCCAAGCUUUUGGAAUAUGGUCUGGACAAGAAGGUCGCGGGCAAACUGGAUGAAAUCUAUAAGACCGGUAAACUUGCUCACGCCGAGCUGGAUGAGCGCGCCCUGGACGCGCUCAAGGAGUUUCCCGUUGAAGGUGCCUUGAAUGUGCUUAGUCAGUUCCUCGAGUCAAAUCUGGAGCAUGUGUCAAAUAAGUCUGCCUACCUGUGUGGGGUCAUGAAGACCUAUCGUCAAAAGAGUCGCGCCAGUCAGCAGGGCGUUCCCGCAACCGCCAGCACCAUACAGGUGAAGGGACCCGACGAAGACAAGAUCAAAAAGAUACUCGAGCGUACCGGCUACACACUGGACGUGACCACAGGACAACGAAAAUACGGCGGUCCUCCGCCCAAUUGGGAGGGCAAUGUGCCCGGCAAUGGCUGCGAAGUGUUUUGCGGCAAGAUACCCAAGGAUAUGUUCGAGGACGAGCUAAUCCCGCUGUUCGAGGACUGUGGCGUCAUUUGGGACCUUCGACUUAUGAUGGAUCCGAUGACUGGUACAAAUCGUGGUUAUGCAUUUGUCACAUUCACAAAUCGCGAUGCGGCCGUCAAUGCUGUGCGACAGCUCGAUAAUCACGAAAUAAAACCCGGCAAGUGUCUGAAAAUAAAUAUAAGCGUACCGAACCUGCGCCUUUUCGUAGGAAAUAUACCCAAGUCGAAGGGUAAAGAUGAAAUUUUAGAGGAGUUCGGUAAACUUACAGCUGGCCUCUACGAGGUGAUCAUCUAUAGCUCGCCGGAUGACAAGAAAAAGAAUCGCGGCUUCUGCUUUCUCGAAUACGAGUCACACAAGGCGGCUUCUCUGGCCAAACGGAGACUUGGCACUGGUAGAAUUAAGGUUUGGGGAUGUGAUAUUAUAGUCGACUGGGCCGAUCCACAGGAGGAGCCGGAUGAACAAACAAUGUCCAAGGUUAAAGUGCUUUACGUGCGAAAUCUGACGCAAGACGUAACAGAGGAAAAACUAAAGGAACAAUUCGAGCAAUAUGGCAAAGUGGAACGCGUUAAGAAGAUUAAAGACUAUGCCUUUAUACACUUUGAGGAUCGUGAUAGCGCCGUCGAAGCUAUGCGUGGCCUUAAUGGCAAGGAGGUCGGCGCCUCGAAUAUUGAGGUCUCACUCGCCAAACCGCCAUCGGACAAAAAGAAAAAGGAGGAAAUUCUGCGCGCACGCGAAAGACGCAUGAUGCAAAUGAUGCAGGCGCGUCCAGCAAUCGUUGGAUUUGAAACAUUGUCUCCAUACAGAAACCUGUCGCCGACACAUCCCAGCAUGAUGUCCAUAACGCCAAUGCGUCUACAAGGGGCGCGUAUGCCGCUGCGCACGCCGAUGCCCCGUGAAUACGACUACGAUUAUGAUUAUUUUGGCUAUUCGGACUAUCGGCCCGGCUUUGGCGCUGACUCGUACUAUGAUGACGUCUAUCGUUUCUAUGAGGGCGAUUACAGUUAUUACGAUUAUCCGAACAAUGCGAGCGGCAAUGGAGGUGCCGGCGGUGGCGGCGGCAGCAGCGUCAACAACAGCACAGCUGUUGCCAUGCCUACCAAUGCAGGCGGCGGCGGCGGCACCUCCGUAAACGCUUCGCAGCGUCCAUCAAGAGCCCAAGCAAGUGGCACGGUCAAUUCCACGGUGGUUAUGGGGGCUGGACGUGGCCAUGGAAUCACAGUGCCGCGUGGCCGAGUCGUUGGCCAACGUGGCAGCAUCAGUCGUCUGGGGGCCCAACAAGCGCCACAGGCGGCGGCAGCGCCGGCGGUGGGACAGGCGGCGGCGGCGGCGGCUCAUCGGGGGGCGGCCACCGCUCAGGGGGCGCCGGCAGCAACCGGGGGGGUCCGUGGGGUGGCACCAACGCGUCCCAACGCUCCUGGCACCCAGCACGUCAAGCCGCUACAAAAUUUACCAGUAGUCGGUAAACGUAAGUUCGAUGGAGGUCACCAAAAUCCGGCAGAUGUUAAGCGACGUUACCAGAGCGGUUUGAUAGGAAAUGGCGGCAGUUGGGGCAGUUUACCGCUACCACAGCAACCCUUAGGCACAAAUGGUGAACAGUGGUAUAUGGAUACGUUUUCGGCAUGGAGUUAAAACCACAACAACAACAACAACACAACAGUUAAAAUAAUCAUCCAACAACAUCAUGGAUAUUAAGGAAGCACACCAACAAGAACAACUACAACUACAGCAACAAUAACAACAACAACAGCAAGCAUAUAUGUAUCUAUCUAUUUUUCAUCUUUUCUAAACUCGCAACGAGAGUAGCAAACAAAACUUAAGCAAUAAUUAACUCCUAUAUAAACAAUUUAGCAAUUGAGGAAAAGAAAAAAUACUAUAUCAUUUUACAGCUUUUGCACACGCAACUCUUUAUCUCUCUCUCUCUCCUUCUCUCUAUCUCUCUCGUAUCUAUCUGAAAGAAAUAAUGUUCUAUAAUGAAUGAAUAUUGAAUAACAAGCAGUAGAUAUAUAAUAAUAGACUUGCCGCAGCAUUUUAGCAAACAAACAAAAAAAAAAACACUUCAGUUUCUUUAAAUCAAGCAUAAAAGAAAGUAAUCCUAAAAGCAAAGUAAUUAGAGCAUUUUUAAGCAAAGUAAAACCCCUUUUAAAAUUUGAGAAUUACAUACGUUUUUAACUUGGAAAGUCGAUACAAUAAUGAGCAUAUAUAACAAAACAAAAAACAAAAACUACAACUAUAUAUAGACAUAUAUAUAUAUUUAUAUCAAUAUACUGCAAUUAGGCUCUUAUUGAUUUUAAAACUUAAGCAAAACAAAACAAAAAAAAAACAACUUUUUUAUACAUAGAUGAACGCGUAAACCAAAUUCAGAAUCAUGAUAAAAACAGCCCCUAAUGAAAAAUGUAAUGAAAUUAAUAAUUAUAUUAACAAUUUUACUACUAUUUGUAUAAAACAUGAAUCAAAUUGCAAAUUCAAUGGACUUUAAUAACGAGUUGCACACAAUAACAAAAUUUCCCCACACAAUUGUAAAUACGAAAUGAAAAAAAAGCUCUAAAAAGAAUUGAUGAAAAUUGAGAAGAAAACAAAAAAAAAGUAAUUCAGAAGCAAAGCUUAAUGAAGAAACAUUGACUGAAAAUUAAAAAAAAAAGAAAACAACAAAAAACAAUACAAAAAUUUAAAAAUUAACUAAUUAGUUUUGGAUGUGUUGAUGAGAAGUGAGAGAACUAAUAAAAAUAAUUAAUGCGCAACAGCUGGCAUUAUUAUAUAAUGUCUGAUGUGACGGUGCAAGUUGGCAAAGACUUUCCGAUUUAAUUGCAAAACUAGUUUAGGUAACUUGAAAUCAAUUAUGAGUAAUAAACAAAACAAAAGAAAACAAAACAAAGUAGAGCUAAGAAAUUGCACAAGAAAAGAAAAGAAAAAAAUAAUACAAAUAAUAAGAUACACCCAGAUACACAGCAUCAGAUAAAGAGCAGAAAUUAUAGAUCUGCUAUCGAUAAGCAACGAAUUAGUAAGAAGAACAAGAAAUACUACACACACACACACAAACAAACACACACAUCACAUGCAGUCAGAAUACGCGAUAAUAUUAUAGGGAAUUUAAUAAUGGCAAAUAACAAAUUAUUAAUUACAAAAAAAACAUAAUUAUAUGAGAAAUCAAUUAGCCAACGCGUCUAGCAGCAGCUUCCCCACUUUAAACAAUUUAAUUAACUAAAAACUAACUUAUGUUUUUUUCAUUUAAUUGCUGAAAAAGAAAAGCUUCAUAGCAAAUCGAAACUGGUACCCUAUAUACUUACUUAUAUAGAGAGAUAUAUAUACAACUUAUAUAUAGCAUUAUUUAACUGUAACUCCAUGCCUAUAUAACAACAACAACAACAACAAACAAAAAACAUCAACAACAACUUGCCUGAUUUUUCGUAACACAAAAAUUUUGCAAAAUUCUUAUUUUUCGGUCAUUAAAAUUUUUUUUUGCUAGAUCUCAAGUAAAGCAAAAAGUUAAGUAAAAUAAUAACUAAAGUGUAUAAACAAUUAAAUUAGUUUUAAACUAACAACAAACAAAACUUCCAAUUUUUAACUCAAGAACAAAAAAAAAAGAAAACGAUAAAAAUAAUGGUAAAAGAGAAAGGUAAAGAUAGAUGUUGGAAAAGGGCGUGUGUUUUUUAUAAAAAACGUAUCUAUUAACAUUGUUCAGCAAGCGCCUAAAAAACGGAAUAUAUGAUAUUUUAAAAUUAGACACACACACACUCACAGAUACACACUCAAACACACAGACACCAAGCAGUUGCCUAAAACAGAGCAAAAAGAAAAAUACUUUUUAAACUUGCGCAAAAAUUUGCAACACCAGCAAAGAACUUUAAUACAUUAAUAUAUAAAAGGAACAUAAUAAUGAUACAUAUAUUAACAAAAGAAAACAAAACACAACAAAAAAAAAACAUAAAUAAAAUCAACAAUAAGAACAUUUACGACAAAUUCUAAAUGACCAUAGUUAAGCUUAAAUUUAGUAACACACAUACACACACACAGAGUAACACCCAUACAACAACAACAAACACACACACACACACAUCUAAUAAUUAGAGGUACACCCAGCAGCAAAGUGUGCGCCAUUUUCUAACUACAUUAACUAAAGCAGUAAACAAAUUUUAACUAAACAAAAUAUUUAAACAAUUUUUGUGCUGAGUUUCGUUCGUUAUGCAUUUUUUUUAAUUUCUCAUUUUUAAAAUCUUAUUAUUUUUUUUUUUGUUAAACACACACAAACGUAUAGAAUGAAAUUGUAAUUGUAAAUUUUCAGACGCCGUCGCUGCGUCUUUUUAAUCAUUUUUUUUGUUUGAAUGCAUGUUUUUGCCUUAAAAAGAAAUUUCGAAAUUUUUUUGGUGACUUUUGACAAAACAAAAAAAAAAAAAAAAAGAGAAACAAACGAAAAACCUGAACCCAAUUCAAAUUGCAAAUAUAUAUGUAUACAUAUGUUUAAUGAUAAAGUUUUGUUUAAUUUGAUACUGUACUGAUUUUAUAUUGUUUUAAAUUUGUAAUCUUAUUUUUAAGUCUUAAUUGUUAAUGUGUUUUUAUUGUAAACUAUACAAAACAAAUUGGCAAAACCUGUUAAACAAUCCGUUCAAGUUUGAAAACGAAAUUUAAGGCAAAUCUAAAAAUCUAAAACACAAAACAAAAACAGUCUAAAUUAUGUGCCGUUGCUGCCUUUGCGGUCGUAAUUAAUUGUUUAUUUUUAUCAUACUUUUUUGGAAGUUAAAAAAUUGUAAUUUCGAUACUCCUCCCCCCUUCACAUGUCUCCCCCCUCUAUAUAUUUGUGUUAAUAUGUAUUGUAAUUUGUAAUUUUGUUUAAUUUUUUCGGGAAAGCAAAAACGUUUGGCAAAAUUAGUUUAUAAUUUGAAUAAUUAGUUUUGUUUGUGCGCUUAAGUUUUCAAUAUUAUGUUACAUAAUUAAAUAUAUAUAUAUACACAUCAUUAUAUAUAUAUAUACAUAUUUUAAACUAUAUGAAUAUUAAUUUUUAGCAAAAUAUUUUUACGACUAAACUUAAAGCCCUAAUGUUUAAAAUAAUUACCGGACUAAUUUGUUUAGCUCUUUAAUUGGUUUUAUAAUUUGAACAUUUUUUGUGUAUUGUAAAGAAGCGCAAGCAAAUUUCAUUGACCUUUGAGAGAACCCCAGCUCUAAUGAUACAUAUUACUUACUUACUUACAUCAUAUUUACCCCAACAAUAAUAAAACUGUAUACGUGUGUAAAUUGAACUUCAAACAAAUAAAUCUUAAAAGUAACAACAGCAAACAUCAACAACAAGAACAACUAAAAUAACAAUAAUAAUAACAAAAAUUGCAAACGGCGCGUGGAAACUGAGCAAAAGCAAAAUAUGAAAAUUUCAAACAAAAAAAAAAACUUUACAUGAAUUGUGAUGAUGCAAAGGCAAGAUUUAAUCAUAAUUACUAAAUCUAUAUAUACAUACAUAUAUAUAAAAUAUAUCUUUCUCUUCAUAUAUAUAUAUAUAUAUAUCGAUAUAUAUAUGAGUAUAUAGUGUAUAUGUAGACGUAGGCGUGUAUAAUCUAACUUUACUUUUAAACAGACUGCGUACGUAUUAAAAAUUUUUAAAAUUAAUUUGUGUAAAAUGUUUUAAGUUUUUGAAAAAUUGGCAAAUAAAGAAAACAAUAAAAAUUAAUAAAUCAAAAAAAAAAAAACCAAAACAAUUGGCGUAAUUUGAAAUAUACUAAUUAACAGCACUUGAAACAUUCUUCGAGUGUCUCUUAAAAAUAAUCUUUUUCCAAAUUCUUCUUCAAACCUUUCAGCAAAUGAAUAUUUCUCAAAUAAUUUGAAUGUAUAUUUCAAAACCACAAAUAAUUGGCUAAUGCGCAGCUGUUUAGGAGAGACUGCCAGAGAUCUUUAUCAGUCUAAAGGAUUCUAAAGAGAAAUUAUGGAGUCGAUAUUCAGUUUCCAGAGCAGGCUGUUAUUUAUAAUACGAAUUAAAAAAAGAAAAAUAGAAAAUACUACUAUACUAUAUUAAAAAUUAGCACAACUUUUGAUUUGUUUGAUCAGCUGCACAAUCCACAACAUAUAUACUCUUAUAUUUUUAUUACUAUUACACAAUAUAUGUUUACUUAUAGUUUGUGUGUGUUUCUCUAUAUUGAUUUUAAAUUAUAAUUGUAAUUGUUCUUUUCUUUUAUACAAAUCUUUAUAAAUGAUAAUUAACAACAAAAACGAAUACGAAAAAAUCAAACAUCACAACAGAACACACGUAUGUGAGGGAUUUAUAUGAACCGUGAACGUAACGUCGCCAAUUAUGAGAGAAAGUUAAGAGAACAUUCAGAACAAAAAAAAAAGAAAA